UUGCGCUUUCUUGCAUUAUGUUUCUAUUCCUUGCCUUACGUGACACGAGUUAAUAUAACUGGCUAUACUAUAGGUCUUUGCGCUCACUUUUAUCAGAUGACCUUGAAGGCCCUGAUAUUGCCAAUUGAGAUUAAAUUUCCCUUUUAUAUAUGAUGCUUAAUUGUACAGAAAAGAAGUAUAGCAGUCAAUCUUUCUCUGAGCUACAAAAUUCACUAAUCUUAGCAAAUGGUAGCAGAGCUUAACAGCUACACGACACCAUGAACCGAUGUGAACUCCUAACGAUUGUUGAUUAUGCCCUUGCCCACAGCAAUGAGUGCGCGAGUGCUAAGACCCCCACUGCCAGCUGCCCUUUAUGUCAUCGCACGGGCAGUUGGCGUGCACAAUCGCGGCUUGCUAGUGCGCGAAACCUACUUUGCUCAGGGUAUAGCGGCACCGACGCUAGCGCCUCGGGGGGGCUCGAUCUUAUCACUGCACUAUCGAUCCAUGACGUUUUGCCCAACAUUUCUGCGCAGACUGUGGAUGUCUGUGGAGGGGCUAUCCGGGUGAGUGGCUUUGCGGACAUCGUGCCCUGGUUUGCUGCUUGCGGCCAGCAGUUGCGGACCGUGGCGGACUGGUUGCCCCCUGCCAGCACGACGCCUCGUAACAGCUGUGCAUCCAUAUAUAGGGGCCCUCUACUGCCGAUGCCACCAUCGUUGUACCCUAAACUGUUUGAGCAUCUGACUAGGGAGCCGCCUUCCUCUCAUCCUGGGAUUGGAGCCCUCCAACACAAGCCUGCAGUAGGCGACUUAUUGCUGUCGGGUGAUUUUGUCUACGGAUGCUGCUUCGGCGGGACACUGUGGCUGCCAGGCUUCGCCCGUUCGAUAUCAUCAGAUCUAUGGACAAUAGAGGGCCUGUUGUGCGGUUUCACGGCGUGGCUGCCACUCCGCGGGGGGCACCUCCCCGUGGGCCACCGUGUGUGGUUAUACAACGGUGCCGAGUGGUGCCUCCCUGCAACUUUCCGACCGGCUGACAUCCGACAUUAUGAUUCAAUGCUAGCUCUCCAGUUCCUUGUGCGCAUGUGGUGGCCAACCUUAUCGCCUCUUCCACUAAGCGAUGAAGCCGGGAUUUUCGGGUGCCUCGCCUUCGUCAGCGGCCUCGUCCACAGCACGGCUCCUCCCAGAGCACUCAGUGGGGCGGCGCUGGUACAGGCGUGCACCCAGCUCCUCGACCCCCUAGAGGCCGCCGCCACUCCCUCCGCAUUCGGUGGAUCUUCCCUGUACCUCGAUGGUGGCAGGCUCGCUCGGCUCGUGAUUCAGGCCUGGGAAGACAACCUCCAGCAAGAGGCUACAUCUGCAGGGCUGAUGUCGACGACCUCGGUGUUGUAUGUGCUGACCUCACGACGCCACAACCGACUGUUACAUUGCCACCUUGCUGAGGCCCUGGCCAAGCCUGUUACAUUUCCUCAGGUCCAGGGACAGCUAGCAGGAAUAUUCCGAAUCCUCACACAGAAGACCUCCCUGCCGUACGACCAGUGGCAAUCGCUCAUCGAAGACCAGAUUAAGUGUGAUUAUGAGUGGUUCGUGUCUCUCUCGCCCUCAUGCGUUCCUACGCUUGUUGCUACAGUCCGCUCCCUCGGCUUGGCCCUGAACUCACUCAUCCGUCAUGUUCUUACCCACGCCGGUAUUCUCUCAAGACCUGUAGUUGCAUCUGACUUGUGGUUCCCUUUGUUAUUUCUCGGUCACUUAUGCAUCAUAUUAUACCUUGUUCACUUAGUACAAGCUAUGGGCUUUGUUAGGCGAUAAGCUUUGUUCACUAUAUAUAGAUAGAAUGAGCCGCAGAUAUUUCAGUUAUACACGGUCAAUAUUAU
Aspergillus alliaceus is the source of this 1846-nucleotide messenger RNA. RefSeq lists its product as uncharacterized. Lineage: Eukaryota; Fungi; Ascomycota; Eurotiomycetes; Eurotiales; Aspergillaceae. The transcript has 2 exons. The record is from RefSeq and is a predicted model, not a curated record. The coding region runs from base 258 to 1781 and encodes 507 amino acids.